AACCCUAAAAUCUUGAUAGGGUUUAUGGCGGGACAAUCCAACUAUGCGCCUCCGGCCACAUUCUCCGCGGCGGAGGUGGAGUUUCUCGCGGAGGACGAGACGAUCGGCAUCAUUCCCAGCUUGAGAAUGGAUCCCUUGCAUUUGAUUUCCGGAGAUUUUGGUCCCUUUCGCCCGCAAAUCUCUGCUAUAGUGCCUUUGUGGCUCGCAAUUGCUCUCAAGAAGCGAGGGAAAUGCCGGAUCCAGGCUCCGGAGUGGAUGACCGUAGAGAGGCUCACGGAAGUGCUGGAGGAAGAGCGUCAACAGCCACAGGAAUUCCGACCUCUACCAUUUCACUACAUUGAGAUAUCUAGAUUGUUGUUUGAUCAUGCGCAAGAUGAUAUACCCGACUGUUACUUGGUGAGGUCAUUGAUUGAAGACAUACGCAAUGUGAGGUUCCAUAAGAUUGAGGCUGGACUCGAGAAGCUCUCCAACAAAACAUUUGCUGUGAAGCUUACAAACCUCUCGGCUAUGGAGGUGAACAUCAUCCGGCCAUUCACAGUGCGGACGCUCCAGGCUCUUUUCAAGCAUGGAAGCGACGAGUACCAUAGGCAUUCCGACGAUAGGUUUUCCCAGCCAACUGUCAUAAGACGGAUUUAGUCGUGGUUUCUUUCUGGUUUGUGCUAAAAUCCAAAAAGGAGUUUUUGGAUCCUUGCACAGGUGUGGCAAACUAGAUGAAGUGAACUAAAUCUUUGUGUCGAUUUCUUAAGAA
Molecule: messenger RNA, 748 nt
Organism: Selaginella moellendorffii
Lineage: Eukaryota; Viridiplantae; Streptophyta; Lycopodiopsida; Selaginellales; Selaginellaceae
Product: DNA replication complex GINS protein PSF2
Exons: 8
Coding region: 25-636 (203 amino acids)
Biological process (GO): double-strand break repair via break-induced replication; DNA replication
Cellular component (GO): nucleus; GINS complex
Source: RefSeq, a predicted model, not a curated record